AUUGCAAUGCACAUGUUCAUAAGAGUUGUAGAGAAAGCCUGCCUGUCUGUGCCAAGGUGGAAAUGAAGGUAAGGAAAGAACCGUAUUUACAACAGACUCUUUUCAGCCAAUAGAAUGAGGCGCAUACAGGACAUCAUGUGACAGAUAUGUAUUUACACUACUAAAGUACUGGAUUGUUUUUCCUCCAGUUGCCCAAACAGCAGUUUGCGGUUCCAGAUUCAGCCACCAUUCCUGUUGUCACCCGAAGAACCAAACGAGAGUUAAAACGUGAGUCCAUCUUAAAUCUAUUCAAUACUCACACUGUUAGAAUCAAGACCCACCACAGCCCUGUCCUGGUCCCAGAUCUGCUGUUGUUCACCAGUUAGAAUCAAUCAAUCAAAUUUAUAAAGCCCUUUUUACAUCAGCAGAUGUCACAAAGUGCUAUACAGAAACCCAGCCUAAAACCCCAAAUAGCAAGCAAUGCAGAUGUAGAAGCACGGUGGCUAGGAAAAACUCCCUAGAAAGGCAGAAACUUAGGAAGAAACUUAGAGAGGAACCAGGCUCUGAGGGGUGGCCAGUCCUCUUCUUGCUGUGCCGGGUGGAGAUUAUAACAGUACAUGGCCAUUAACGCCAGAUUGUUCUCCAAGAUGUUAAAACGUUCAUAGAUGACCAGCAGGGUCAAAUAAUAAUCACAGUGGUUGUAGAGGUUGCAACAGGUCAGUACAUCAGGAGUAAAUGUCACUUGGCUUUUCAUAGCUGAGCAUUCAGAGAUCGAGACAGCAGGUGAGGGAGAGAGAGAGAGAGCGAGAGAGAGACAGAGAGACAGAGGGAGAGUCAAAAACAGCAGAUCCGGGACAAGGUACUGUAGCACGUCCAGUGAACAGGUCAGGGUUCCAAGGUACUGUAGCACGUCCAGUGAACAGGUCAGGGUUCCAAGGUACUGUAGCACGUCCAGUGAACAGGUCAGGGUUCCAAGGUACUGUAGCACGUCCAGUGAACAGGUCAGGGUUCCAAGGUACUGUAGCACGUCCAGUGAACAGGUCAGGGUUCCAAGGUACUGUAGCACGUCCAGUGAACAGGUCAGGGUUCCAAGGUACUGUAGCACGUCCAGUGAACAGGUCAGGGUUCCAAGGUACUGUAGCACGUCCAGUGAACAGGUCAGGGUUCCAAGGUACUGUAGCACGUCCGGUGAACAGGUCAGGGUUCCAAGGUACUGUAGCACGUCCAGUCAACAGGUCAGGGUUCCAAGGUACUGUAGCACGUCCGGUCAACAGGUCAGGGUUCCAAGGUACUGUAGCACGUCCAGUGAACAGGUCUGGGUUCCAAGGUACUGUAGCACGUCCAGUGAACAGGUCAGGGUUCCAUAGCUGCAGGCAGAACAGUUGAAACUGGAGCAGCAGCACGACCAGGUGGACUGGGGACAGCCAGGAGUCAUCAGGUCAGGUAGUCCUGAGGCAUGGUCCUAGGGCUCAGGUCCUCCGGGAGGGGAGGGAGAGAGGUAGAGAGGGAGAGGACUGGGGACAGCCAGGAGUCAUCAGGUGGACCGGGGACAGCCAGGAGUCAUCAGGCCAGGUAGUCCUGAGGCAUGGUCCUAGGGCUCAGGUCCUCCGGGAGGGGAGGGAGAGAGGGAGAGAGGGAGAGGACCGGGGACAGCCUGGAGUCAUCAGGCCAGGUAGUCCUGAGGCAUGGUCCUAGGGCUCAGGUCCUCCGGGAGGGGAGGGAGAGAGGGAGAGAGGGAGAGGACUGGGGGCAGCCAGGAGUCAUCAGGCCAGGUAGUCCUGAGGCAUGGUCCUAGGGCUCAGGUCCUCCGGGAGGGGAGGGAGAGAGGGAGAGAGGGAGAGGACUGGGGACAGCCAGGAGUCAUCAGGCCAGGUAGUCCUGAGGCAUGGUCCUAGGGCUCAGGUCCUCCGGGAGGGGAGGGAGAGAGUGUUCACAAGUUACAAUACAAUCCAAGUCUGCAUCUCAAUGCAUCUCAUCUGUUCCCUAUAGUGCCCUACAGGGCUUUGGUCAUCAUUAGUCCCUAUAGUGCCCUGCAGGGCUUUGGUCAUAAUUAGUGCACUAUGUAGGGAUUAGGGUGCCAUGUGGGACGUAUCCCAAUACUAACCUACCACAUCCCUCUCCUAAUGCUGUCCCUCUCUUAUGACAUCACAGCGGCUGCGUCGCGGGAGCGGCCCUGGUCAGCCAUCUUGUCUCCAGAAGACUACUCCUCAUUAGUUGUUCCCUCCCGAAGACACACCUCCAUCAUGCCCUUCCAUGGCUCCAACCUCUCAAAGAGCAUCUCCAUAUCCAACAUCGCUGGGUGAGCAACCCUAACCCUAACCUUAACUCUGACGCUGUACUAUAGCUCAACCUUACUAUAAUGACUGUCAAACCAAAGCUUCAACCUCUCCAAGAGCAUCUCCAAAUCCAACAUGGAGUUGAUUCAGCAUCUCCAAAUCCAACAUGGAGUUGAUUCAGCAUCUCCAUAUCCAACAUGGAGUUGAUUCAGCAUCUCCAAAUCUAACAUGGAGUUACAUUUACAUGUUAGUCAUUUAGCAGACGCUCUUAUCCAGAGCGACUUAAAAUAUGCCAUUUAGCAGACGCUUUUAUCCAAAGCGACUUACAGUCAUGCGUGCAUACAUUUUUUUUUGUGUAUGGGUGGUCCCGGGGAUCGAACCCACUACCUUGGCGUUACAAGCGCCGUGCUCUACCAGCUGAGCUACAGAAGACCACAGUUAAUGAGUGCAUACAAUUUAUUUUUUCAUACUGGCCCCCCGUGGGAAUCGAACCCACAACCCUGGCGUUGCAAACGCCAUGCUCUACCAACUGAGCUACAUCCCUGCCGGCCAUUCCCUCCCCUACCCUGGACGACGCUGGGCCAAUUGUGCGCCGCCCCAUGGGUCUCCCGGUCGCGGCCGGCUACGACAGAGCCUGAACCAGGAUCUCUAGUGGCACAGCUAGCACUGUGAUGCAGUGCCUUAGACCACUGCGCCACUCGGGAGAGUUGAUUCAGCAUCUCCAUAUCCAACAUUCAGCUUCUCUCUGUCUUUCAUCCAGUCACCAGGUGUUUAAUGUUCAAAGUCUCUCUGAUUCUCUCUCUCUGUCUUUCAUCCAGUCACCAGGUGUUUAAUGUUCAAAGUCUCUCUGAUUCUCUCUCUCUGUCUUUCAUCCAGUCACCAGGUGUUUAAUGUUCAAAGUCUCUCUGAUUCUCUCUCUCUGUCUUUCAUCCAGUCACCAGGUGUUUAAUGUUCAAAGUCUCUCUGAUUCUGUCUCUGUCUUUCAUCCAGUCACCAGGUGUUUAAUGUUCAAAGUCUCUCUGAUUCUGUCUCUGUCUUUCAUCCAGUCACCAGGUGUUUAAUGUUCAAAGUCUCUCUGAUUCUCUCUCUCUGUCUUUCAUCCAGUCACCAGGUGUUUAAUGUUCAAUGUCUCUCUGAUUCUCUCUCUCUGUCUUUCAUCCAGUCACCAGGUGUUUAAUGUUCAAAGUCUCUCUGAUUCUCUCUCUCUGUCUUUCAUCCAGUCACCAGGUGUUUGAUGACAUGCCUAUCAAGGGUCUACGGUACCUGUCUCAGUCUACUGACUCUCUGUGCAAGACCAACCUGGUCAAUGAACCUACAGAGUCACUCACAGACGAAGGUUAGUAGGUUACUAGAUUUGAUUUGAUUUGAUUUGAUUUGAUUUACUACUAGAAUACAGUCUCUCUCUGUGUGUGUCUCUCUCUCUCUCUCUCUCUCUCCCCUCUCUCUCUCUCUCUCUCUCUCUCUCUCUCUCUCUCUCUCUGUCUCUCUCUCUCUCUCUCUCUCUCUGUGUCUGUGUCUCUCUCUCUCUCUCUCUCUCCCCUCUCUCUCUCUCUCUCUCUCUCUCUCUCUCUCUCUCUCUCUCUUCAAUUCAAUUUUCAAUUUAAGGGCUUUAUUGGCAUGGGAAACGUGUGUUAACAUUGCCAAAGCAAGUGAAAUAGAUAAUAAACAAAAGUGAAAUAAACAUUCAAUAUUAACAGUAAACAUUACACUCGGAAGUUUCAAAAGAAUAAAGACAUUUCAAAUGUCAUAUUAUGUCUAUGUACAGUGUUGUAACAAUGUGCAAAUAGUUAAAGUACAAAUGGGAAAAUAAAUCAACAUAAAUAUGGGUUGUAUUUACAAUGGUGUUUGUUCUUCACUGGUUGCCCUUUUCUUGUGGCAACAGGUCACAAAUCUUGCAGCUGUGAUUGCACACUGUGGUAUUUCACCCAGUAGAUAAGGGAGUUUAUCAAAAUUGGAUUUGUUUUCGAAUUCUUUGUGGAUCGCUGUAAUCUGAGGGAAAUAUGUGUCUCUAAUAUGGUCAUACAUUUGGCAGGAGGUUAGGAAGUGCAGCUCAGUUUCCACCUCAUUUUGUGGGCAGUGUGCACAUAGCCUGUCUUCUCUUGAGAGCCAGGUCUGCCUACGGUGGCCUCUCUCAAUAGCAAGGCUAUGCUCACUGAGUCUGUACAUAGUCAAAGCUUUCCUUAAGUUUGGGUCAGUCGCAGUGGUCAGGUAUUCUGCCACUUUGUACUCUCUGUUUAGGGCCAAAUAGCAUUCUAGUUUGCUCUGUUUUUUUGUUAAUUCUUUCCAAUGUGUCAAGUAAUUCUCUUUUUGUUUUCUCAUGAUUUGGUUGGGUCUAAUUGUGUUGUUGUUGUUGUUGUCCUGGGGCUGUGUGGGGUCUGUUUGUGUUUGUGAACAGAGCCCCAGGACCAGCUUACUUAGGGGACUCUUCUCCAAGUUCAUCUCUCUGUAGGUGAUGGCUUUGUUAUGGAAGGUUUGGGAAUAAACUUUUUUAAGUGGUUAUAAAAUUUGGACGGCUCUUGGUUGGACUGAUAAUUAGCGGAGGGGCAAGAAUUGUUAUAUCAUAGGAGAGAGGAGAGAGAGGAGAGAGAGAAGAGAGAGCGGGAGGGGGAAGGUAGGAGAGAGGGGAGAAGAGGAAAUGAGAGGGAAAUCUCUAUCUUCUCUCUCUUCCUCUCUCUCUCUGUCUCUGUCUGUCUUAAAAUCUCUCUCUCCACCCUAUCAGCCCUAAACAGCUGGUGAACAGCUAUGGAUAGAAUUACUGACAUGCUUUGUGUCUUUAAAUGCGUCCCAAAUAGCACCCUAUGUCCGGUAUAGUUCACUAUACCCAGAACACUACUUGAGCCCUGAACAGAAGUAGUCCAGUAUAAAGGGAUAGAGAGUGAGACAAUGUGUAUGAGAACCGGGAAGCAGUCUAUUUAUUUGACACACAACACCACAGGCAAAGCACACCACACACACACAAAACACACACACAAACACACACAACACCCACACCCACACACACACAACACACACACACACACAGACGUGAUACACACACACACACACAAUACACACACACACACAGACGUGAUACACACACACACAUACACACACACACACACAUACACACACACACACACACAGACGUGAUACACACACACACACACACACAUACACACACACACACACAAUACACACACACACACAGACGUGAUACACAUACACACAUACACACACACACACACACAUACACACACACACACACACACACAGAGACGUGAUACACACACACACACACACACACACACACAGUAAAGGUAAAGUGUCAGGUAGCCUAGCGGUUAGCGUGUUUGGCCAGUAACCGUAAGGUUGCCGGUUCGAAUCCCCGAGCUGUCUGUGCCCUUUGAGCAAGGCACUGAAUCCUAAUUGCUCCUGUAAAUUGCUCUGGAUAAGAGCGUCUGCUGAAUGACUAAAAGGUCAAUAAAUACAUGUGAAUGCUAUCUGACUUGUUGUGUUUACUGUAGGCACAGAGAUGAUUGACAGUCAGCUGAUGGGGGAGUUUGAGGCAGACCUGAAGGAGCUAGAAGCAGACUCCUGGAGCAACAUUAUGGACAGCAACUUCCUCAAACAUCUUAAAAAGGACGUCAUCAAGAGACAGGAUGUGAUCUACGGUACCUAGACCAUGCUACAGUACCUGCCAUGAGUUAUACCCUCUCAUGGACACCCCCCCUCCCCAUAAUGGGUGGACAUCUUCACCCCCCUUUCCCCCAUCUCAUUAUCCAACUGGACAGGACACAAGGGGGUAAAACCAUAGUUUGUAAAUCCAGACUGAUCCAGACUGGAUCUAACAAGAGGGGAUAAAACACAUGUUUGUAAACCCAAAAGCCAAAUGGAUCUAACAGCGGGGAUAAUACACUUAUUGUAAAAACCGACUGUUCUGACCGACAAGGGGGUAAAACCCCAUAGUAUUUUAAAUCCGACUGUCCAACUGGAUCAGAAGACAGAGGGAUAAUAAAACAUAGUAUUUUAAAAACCCAAAAUGUUCUAACAACAGAGGGGGAUAAAACAUUUGUAUUGUAAAUCCCCCACGAUCCAAUGGAUCUAAAGCAGAGGGGAUAAACCAUAGUUUUUUUUAAAUCCAGACUGUAUUGACAACAGAGGGAUAACAACCCAAUAUUGUAAAUCCAAAGAUCCGACUGGAUCAAAAACAGAGGGGGUAAUAAAAGUAUUGUAAAUCCAGAUGAUCCCAAAGUAUCUAGACAGAAAGGGAUAUACAAAUAGUAUUUUUAAAUCCAAAUGACCCCUGGUUAGACAGGGGCAAGGGGGGGAAAAACUGUAUUGUAAAACCAAUGACCAGACUGAUCUAACGACAAGGGGGAUACACCCUGUAUUGUAAAAACCAGAGAUAAGAAAAUCAAGGGGGGCUUUGUGAAUAAAAAAUAGGGCAAAACUGAAGGGUUCAAAACCCCUACCCCUCUAUUAGUUACAAAGAACUACACCCCCUAUCUGGGUUACAAGCCUAACCCCCCUUCUGGGGAAAAUGAACUACUACCCCCCUAUAUAUUACAAUAAAAACUACCCCUCUAUAUAGUUUAAAAAACACUACCCCCCCUAAGGGUUACAAGAACUACCCCCCUCUAUCAGUUUCAAAGAACUAUCACCCCCCUAUUUGGGUUACAAAACACUACCCCUCUAUCUAGUUCAAUGAAAAUCUACCCCCUACUAGGGUUACAAAGAAACUUUCUACCCCCCUAUCUAGGGGGACAAUGAACUACUAAACCCCCCCCUAUCUAUGGUUUCAAUGAACUACUACCCCUUAUCAGGGUUACAAUAAACCCCCUCUAUCUAGGGUUUCAAUGAAACUACCCCUCAUUUAGGGGUUACAAAGAACUACACCCCCCCCCAUCUAGUUACAAGAACAUACCCCUCUAUUAGGGUUACAAUGAAAAUACUACCCCCCUCAUUUUUACAAUACACCCCCCUAUUAUUACAAUUAAUUACUACCCCCCUUCUAACAAGAAUACUCCCUCAUCUAGGUUACAAAAAAACUUCCCCCCCUAUCUGGGGUUUCAAAGAACACUACCCCCUAUUUUUUACCAAAAGAACUACUACCCCUUAUCUAGUUAAAAUGACUACUACCCCUCUAUUAGGUUUCGACACACCCCUCUAUCUGGGUACAAUAAAAUACACCCCCAUUUACCCCUGAUCCUCCCCCAACUUAAACCCCCCCCUCUCCCGUAUCUUUCCCCCCCCUAACCUUAACCCCCUCUCUCCCUGUUCCCUUUCCCCCCUCCUAACCUUAACCCCCUCUCUCCCUGUAUCCCCCUCCUAACCUUAACCCCUUCUUCCUGUACCCCCCCCCUAACCUUAAACCCCCCUCUCCCCGUUCUCACCCCCCCUAAAACCUUUAAACCCCCUUUCUCCCGGUUUCUCACCCCCCUAACCUUUAACCCCCCCCUCCCCGUAUCUCCCCCUCCACCUGAACCCCCCCCUUUCCCCGACCCCCCCUACCAAACCCCCCCCCCGGGCCACCCCCAAACCAACCCCCCCCCCACCCCCCCCCCCCCAAAACCAACCCCUCUCUCCCGGGGCCCCCCCAACCAACCCCCCCCCCUGUUUCCCCUCCACCUUUAACCCCCUCCCCUGUUCUCCCCCCCCCUAACCCAACCCCUCCCCCUGUAUCCCCCCCUAACCUUUAAACCCCCCCUCUCCCGGAUCCCCCCCCCAACCUGAACCCUUCCUCCCUUUUUCACCCCCCCAAACCUUUAAUUCCUUUGUACCCCCCCCCUAUUUAAAAAAAUCCUGGGGACCCCCCCUAACCUUAAAAUCCUCCCGGGACCCCCCCCCUAACCUUAAAUCUUCCCCCUUACCCCCCAAAAAAGAAAUCCCCUUUGGGUGAAAACCCCCCAACCACCCCCCCCAUUCCCCCCCAAACCCCACCCCCCCCCGGGCCCCCCCCAAAAACCCCCCCGCCCGACCCCCCAAAACCUAACCCCCCCCCCCUGAUCCCCCCAAAAAAAAAUUUUUUUUAUUUUUUGAAAAAUUUUGUUCCCCCCAAAAUCUCUGUUUCCCCCAACCUUUAACCCCCCCCGGGCCCCCCCCAACCGAAAACCCCCCCCCUGUAUUCCCCCCCCAAACCCAAAACCCCCCCCGUACCCCCCCCAAAAUUUAACCCCCCCCCGACCCCCCCCAAAAUUAAAAUUUUCCCCCUUUUUUAAAAUUAACCCCCCCUUUCCCUGUAUUCCCCCCAACCGACCCUUUCCCUUCUCCCCUUUUACCCCCCCUUCCCUCCCAACUUAAACCCCUUUUCCCCCCUUAUCUCCCCCCCCAACCUUAACCCCCCUCUCCCUGUAUCUUUCCCCCCCCAACCUUCCCCCCCCCCUCCCUGUCCCCCCCCCCCCCCAACCUUAAACCCCCCCCCCCUUCCCUGUAUCUCUCCCCUCCAAAAACCUUUAACCCCCCCUUUUCCCCGACCCCCCCCCCCCUCCCCCCCUUAACCCCCUCCCCCCUUUCCUAACUUAACCCCUUUUUCCCUGUACCCCCUCCUCCUUAACCCCCCUCUUCCCCCUAAAACCCUUAAACCCCUUUCCCCUGUACCUCCCUCCUACCCUUUACCCCCUGCCCCUUCUCACCCUCCUAAAAAAACCCCCCCCCCCCAACCCCCUUUUCCCCCCCAACCACCCCCCCCCCCUGAUCCCCCCUAACCAACCCCCCCCCCUGAUUUUCCCCCCAAAUUAACCCCCCCCUCCCCUGUAUCUCCCCCCCCUAACCUUAACCCCCUCUCUCCCCGUAUCCCCCCCAACCUUAACCCCCUCCCCCCCUUACCCCCCCCCCCCCUUAAAACCCCCCCUUAAACUCCCUCCCCCAACCUUAACCCCCCCCUCCCCUGUACCCCCCCUAACUUAACCCCUCUCUCCCGACCCCCCCUCCUAAACCUUCAACCCCCCCCCCUCCCAUCUCCCCCUCCAACCACCCCCUCUUCCCUGUACCCCCCCCUAAAUUAACCCCCCCUUCCCCCGUACCCCCCCCCCCCCCUAACCUUUUAACCCCCCCCUUUUUACCCCCCCAACCAAAAACCCCCCCCCCGACCCCCCCAAAAAAUUAAACCCCCCCCUAAAAACCCCCCCCCCAACCAAAAAACCCCCCCCCCUGUAUUCCCCUCCUAACCUAAAAACCCCCCCUUCCGUAUCCCCCUCCUAACCUUAACCCCCCCCCCCUUUCCCCCCCCCUAACCCAAAACCCCCCUUUCCCUGACUAAACCCUCCUAAAACCACCCCCCCUCCCCCCCUUUUUUCCCCCCCCCCCAACCCAACCUUAACCCCUUCUCCCUUUCCCCUUUUUUCUCCCUCCUAACCUAACCUUAAACCCCCUUCCCUGUUUCCCCCUCCCAACCUAAACCCCCUCUCCCGUCCCCCCCCCCUAACCUAACCCCUUCCCCCCCCUUAUCUCCCCCCUAACCCUUGUUGUCCCCCUCUCCAGAGCUGAUGCAGACAGAGAUGCACCAUGUGCGGACCCUGCGGAUCAUGGUGGAGGUGUACAGUAAGGGUCUACUGAAGGAGCUGCAGCUGGAUCCUCAGACAGUCGACAGGCUGUUCCCCGCCCUGGACGAGCUCCAGGGCCUCCACACCUCCCUCCUGACACGCCUCCUGGAGAGGAAGAGAGAGAGCCAGCAGGAGGGGGAGGACGGAGGGUUCAUCAUUAACAAGAUAGGAGACAUCCUGGAGACACAGGUUAGACGAGGGAGGGAGGGAGGGAGGGAGGGAGGGAGGGAGGGAGGGAACCAGCAGGAGGGGGAGGACGGAGGUUUCAUCAUUAACAAGAUAGGAGACAUCCUGGAGACA
Messenger RNA from Coregonus sp. 'balchen', 10075 nucleotides. The record is from the annotation of a GenBank genome assembly. NCBI's taxonomy places the organism in Eukaryota, Metazoa, Chordata, Actinopteri, Salmoniformes, Salmonidae.